Cylas formicarius (sweet potato weevil) is the source of this 1731-nucleotide messenger RNA. RefSeq names its product pH-sensitive chloride channel 2-like. Gene Ontology annotation, cellular component: synapse; neuron projection; membrane. Lineage: Eukaryota; Metazoa; Arthropoda; Insecta; Coleoptera; Brentidae. Gene Ontology annotation, biological process: regulation of membrane potential; signal transduction; chloride transmembrane transport. The record is from RefSeq and is a predicted model, not a curated record. The coding region runs from base 58 to 1680 and encodes 540 amino acids. The transcript has 8 exons. Gene Ontology annotation, molecular function: extracellular ligand-gated monoatomic ion channel activity; chloride channel activity; transmembrane signaling receptor activity.
AAUCUCGCGGGUUCCGUGCGAACCAUACGGAACGGGUUCUUCGCGACCAUCGUCACGAUGCUGUUCGACAAGACGCGGUCCGUCGCGACGAUUCUGGCCGCGCUCUGCGUGGCCUCGCCGAACGGAGCCGCGACGAAUCAGACGGACGUCAUCACGGAGACCUUGGUCAAUGUCACGACGUCCACAACUGCUCUGCCACCGACUACCGCAGAAACCGCUAGCGUCGCAACGUCGAACGUCACGACGCAGGCGCCGCCGUCCACCACCCAGAGACCGGUGGACGUCAAUUGUCUCCCCCUCCCGCUCAUGGGUCACCUCGACCACCUGACCCAGGAGGAGUUUACGUCGAAGCUUACCGAUAGCUGUCGCUACGACAGGCUCAUCAAGCCGGUGACUUCCGAACCGCUUCAGGUCGAAAUGCAGAUGGACCUCAUCCACGUGGAGUCCUCCGACGCCCAGCAAAUGACCGCUUUUAUACUCGUCCAGCUGAGUUAUCGGGACAACCGGCUUCAAUACGACACGAUAUCGCCGGCGCGCGGCAACAUACAGGGCGAGGAACCACUCAGGAACCAGAUUUGGGUUCCGCACUUGACCGUCAAGAACGAGAGAUCGUCAGCGCUGAUGGGACUCGACGGCAAAGACGUGUUCGUCCAGAUCACGCCUUCCGGUAGGGUGACGUACUCCUACCGAAUGUCCGUAACCUUCUACUGCUGGAUGAACCUGCAAAAGUUCCCGUUCGACUAUCAGACGUGCGAAAUCAACUGGGUCAGUUGGUCGUACGACGCAUCGAAUUUAAAGCUCGGGUGGACGUCGGUGCACCCGGUCGAGAUCGCCCGCAACCUCCACCUCACCGAAUUCGUUCUGGACAGUUACUGGACGCGCGACGUCGUGAUGCCGGCUUCGUUUUCCACCGGCGGUUUGGCCGGCAACUACAGCUGCCUCAUAUUCCAAUUCAAGCUGCGUAGGGAGGUCGGCUAUUACGUGAUGGACUUCUUCCUGCCCUCUAUGUUCCUGGUCGUCACUUCGUGGGUCGGUUUCUGGCUGCAGGCGGACGCGUCCGCUCCCCGUGCCGUAAUCGGGACGUCGACAAUGCUCUCGCUCAUCACUCUCAACGGCGGCGUCACCAAAAAUCUGCCCAAGGUGUCGUACGUAAAGGCGUCGGAGAUCUGGUUCCUCGGCUGCUCCGUCUUCAUCUUCUGCUCGCUCGCCGAGUUCGCCUUCGUCAACGUCAUCUGGCGCAGGCGCAAACACGUGGAGGUAAAAAAACCGAGCGGCAAGUAUAUCCUGCGGGGCGCGGUCACGCCCAGCCUCGCGAGGAAACAGCUGCGCAGGUGCGGAUCGGCCAACAGCAUUUACAAGGCCAGGUCGUGCUCGAGCCUCGAGGGUCCGGAGCCGGACAGGCAGUACGCGCACAACAAUUACCUCACCGUGCACGAUUUCUCGUCGAUGCACGCGAGGAACCGCAACAGCCGCGACGAUCUGAUCGACUCGGAAGAGACGGUGACCACGAUACCGGUGCCCGAGAUUCCUGAGCGGCAGCAGGAAGCACCGGGGCACGCUUGGACCACGAUGACCCCGCAGGAGGUGGCCAAUUGGAUCGACCGCAGGUCGAGGAUAUUUUUCCCGGUCACCUUCGCGCUGUUCAAUCUGUUUUACUGGUCGUUCGUGUACGCAUUGUGACGAACACGCUCGACAUCGAUCUGAUAGUGAUUAAACCGUUUUUGUACCGUU